This is a messenger RNA of Camellia sinensis, 2112 nucleotides long. NCBI's taxonomy places the organism in Eukaryota, Viridiplantae, Streptophyta, Magnoliopsida, Ericales, Theaceae. The record is from RefSeq and is a predicted model, not a curated record.
CUGGAGGGAAGCCAGCCCCUUAUUUUGUAUACCUCUCUACUCUUUUACAAAUAUUUAUCUCUCAGCGCUCCCUCUCUCUCUCUCUCCCCCUCAGUCUCUCGCUCCUCCCUCUACAUCAACGGUAUCACAAGGUUUUCUGUUUCUUCAAUAAACCUAAUAAUGCAAUCUUUAUAUUUCUAAUACAGAUUUGGUGAUUGGAUGGAACAUAAUAGUCCCCAAUUACCAGCUGGGUUUUAAUCUUGGUUGAGAGAGUCCUUGAUGCCAAGUUUCAGAGACAUGAAUGUGAUGAUAAAAACUCAGAUUUUUGUUGGUUACGAAUCAUUCCCAAAUGCUAAUAAUUAAUGUGACCCCUAAAUUGUACUGCUGUAGUGGAUACAGAUAUUUAUCUAGUGUAGCACACCAUGUGUUCGAUGAAAUGCUGGAGAGUAGUUAUGCUAGGAAACAAGCUAAUAAAGAACUCAAUACCCAUGAGGCAUUGGUGUCGUUUCGUGACACCAAUGGACUUGGAAGGAAGCCUACCAAGUUCAUUCUUUGUACUGCUCUCAAUUCUUGCGCAAAGACACUAAAUCGGCAUUUGGGUUUGCAAAUUCAUGCCAGAGUAAUUCAGACAGGGUAUGAGGAAAAUUUAUUUAUAAACAGUGCACUUGUCGAUGUUUAUUCGAAGUGUGGUGCAUUAGCUGAUGCAAGAAGGGUAUUUGAUGGCAUGAAGAGGCAUGAUCAGGUUUCAUGGACCUCGAUUAUAUCCGGGUUUUCGCAAAAUGGGCAUGGGAGAGACGCCAUUUUAUUGUUUAGAGAAAUGUUGGGUACCCAAAUUAAACCCAAUUGUUUUACUUAUGUUAGUGUUAUUAGCGCUUGCACUGGGCUGGAAUUGGCAUUUGAAUGUGGUAUGUCGAUUCAUGUUCAUUUAAUCAAAACUGGGUGCAUUAACAGUUUCGUAGCCAGCUCUCUAAUUGAUUGUUAUUCAAAAUGUGGGAGAAUUGAACAAGCUGUAUCACUAUUUGAUGCAACUUCAGAGAGGGAUAAUAUCCUGCUCAAUUCUAUGAUCUCAGCAUAUUCACGGAACCUAUAUGGCAAAGAAGCACUGAAACUAUUUGUGGAAAUGCGCAAUGACAAUUUGAGUCCAACUGAUCAUACUUUAACCAGCAUUCUAAAUGCUUGUGGAAGCUUAUCAGUCCUCCAACAAGGAAGACAGUUGCAUGCUCUGCUAACUAAAAUGGGUUCAAGUUGCAAUAUGUUUGUUGCAAGUGCUUUGAUAGAUAUGUACUCAAAAUGUGGUUGCAUUGAUGAAGCUCGUAGUGUUUUUGAUCAGACUGUUAAGAAGAAUAGCGUCAUGUGGACUUCAAUGAUCUCUGGGUAUGCUCAGAGCGGAAGAGCUUUAGAUGGAUUGGAACUUUUCGAUUAUUUGUUGAAAGAAGAAGGUUUCAUGCCAGACCAUGUAUGUUUCACUGCUGUAUUGACUGCCUGCAACCACGCUGGAUUUCUUGAAAGAGGGGUUGAAUAUUUUAAUAAAAUGAGAAGAGAUUACUGUUUAGUUCCUGAGCUAGACCAAUAUGCUUGUUUGAUUGACCUACACGCAAGGACUGGGCAUCUAAAGAGAGCAAAGGAGUUAAUGGAGGAAAUGCCCUCUGCUUCAAACUCCGUGAUAUGGAGUUCCUUCUUGAGUUCUUGCAAAGUGUAUGGUGAAGUAGAACUUGGGAGGGAAGCAGCAUAUAAGCUUUUUAAAAUGGAACCACAGAGUGCUGUUCCAUACAUAAUGCUGGCAAACAUUUAUGCAGGAGCUGGAUUAUUGAGUGAAAUGGUCAAGAUUAGGAAAUUGAUGAAACUAAGAGGAAUUAAAAAACCGGCAGGAUGGAGUUGGAUUGAGAUGGGAAAGGGGGUUCAUUUUUUCUUCGUGGAUGAUAUAUCUCACCUUCAGUCUCAAGAGAUCUAUGCAGAGUUGGAAAAGCUGAACUUGGAAAUGCGAGAGGCUGGGUAUAUGCCCGGACAGGUGAGCCAUCGGAGAUUAACACUAGAGUGGUAUUGAGGUCUACCUGUCUGCCGAGCUGCCUAGGGUACGUCUCUGUGAUGAGGCCUUAAUUUGUGUUGGGAGUCUUAUAAACUAUUAAAUCUUCU